GAGCUUGGAAUGAUGGAUCAAGCUCGGGCAACAAUCUCGAACUUGCUUGGAGAGCCAUUGUCUUAUUCCCGUUUUAAUCUGACUCAACACGUAGAUAGUGAUAACAGCCAUGUCGAGAUGAAACUAGCUACAGAUGAAGACAGUGUUGACAAUAACAUGGGGCGUAAACCUGCCAAUGCCAGAAAACCAAGAAAGUUUAAUAAACUCUGCUAUGGUGUUAUUGCCGUAAUCCUCUUUUUCUUGAUUGGAUUUAUGAUUGGUUACUUGGGCUUUUGUAAUCGCGUGCAACCGAAAGCAAACUGUGAGGGAUCAGCAGAAGCAGAGUCUGUGGCCCCAACGACAGAGGCUUCAGAAACCAGUAAUAUAGAUGACUUCCCUGUAUCAACUCAUUUAUUCUGGGGAGACCUCAAGAAAAUUUUAUCACAGAAACUGAGUACCACAGAUUUUACCAGCACCGUCAAACUCCUAAAUGAAAAUGUCUAUGUCCCUCGUGAGGCUGGAUCUGUAAAAGAGGAAAACCUGGCACUUUAUAUCGAACGUAAAUUCACUAACCUGAAACUGAGCAAAGUGUGGCGUGACGAACAUUAUGUUAAGAUUCAGGUUCCAAGCAGCAACUCGCAAAACUCAGUGACAAUAGUAGGUGUAAACGAGACCACUAUAUCGCACCUGGAGAAUCCGGAAGCUUAUGUGGCAUACAGUGCAACUGGGAUGGUUACUGGUAAACUGGUUCAUGCUAAUUUUGGGGCUGAGGAAGACUUUAAACAGUUGAACUAUCCUGUGUCUGGAUGUGUCGUGAUUGUUAGAGCAGGCAAAAUCACUUUUGCUGAAAAGGUUGCAAAUGCUGAACGCUUCAAUGCAACUGGGGUCUUGAUCUACAUGGACAGUACCGACUUUCCUAUUCCUGAUGCACAUCUCUCACUCUUUGGACAUGCUCAUCUGGGAACAGGCGACCCUUACACACCUGGAUUCCCUUCCUUCAACCAUACUCAGUUCCCCCCAUCUAAGUCGUCAGGAUUGCCUAAUAUACCUGUACAGACAAUUUCCAGAUAUGCUGCAGAACAACUCUUUAGCUCUGACAAUAUGGAACACAGUUGUCCUCCCUCAUGGCAAGCACAGAGUUCCUGUAAGCAACAGUCUGUGGACGGUAGGAAAGUGAGGCUCGUCGUGAACAAUAUGCUGAAAGAGACAAGAAUUUUGAACAUCUUUGGAGUUAUCAAGGGAUUUGAGGAGCCAGAACACUAUGUUAUACUAGGAGCCCAGCGGGAUAGCUGGGGUCCUGGAGCUGUAAAGUCCAGUGUAGGAACAGCUAUUCUGAUAGAGCUUGCACGGAUUUUUUCAGAUAUGGUCUUAAAUGAUGGAUUUAAACCCAGCAGGAGCAUCGUCUUUGCCAGCUGGAGUGCUGGAGACUUUGGAGCUGUGGGUGCCACAGAAUGGCUAGAGGGCUACCUUUCAACGUUGCAUUUGAAAGCUUUCACUUACAUUAACCUUGAUAAAGCUGUUCUUGGUGCCAGCAACUUCAAGGUUUCAGCCAGCCCAAUGUUAUUUUCGCUUAUUGAUAAAAUGAUGCAAGAGGUGUCCCAUCCAGUAACUGAGAACCCUCUCUAUCAGGACAGCAACUGGGUCAACAAAGUUGAGAAGCUUUCUUUUGACGAUGCCGCUUACCCUUUUCUUACAUAUUCUGGGAUUCCAGCGGUUUCUUUCUCCUUUUUUGAGGAAAAAGCAUAUCCUUAUUUGGGAACUCAAAAGGAUACCUAUGAGAUGCUGAUAGAGAACAUUCCCAAGUUUGACAAAGUGGCCACUGCAGCUAUGGAGGUGGCUGGCCACCUUGUGAUUAAACUUACCCUUGAUCUUGAAUUGAAACUGGACUAUGAGCAGUAUAACAACCAAAUACUUAAAUUUAUGAAGGAUAUAAACCAAUUUAGAAGAGACAUAAAGGACAUGGGUCUGAAUCUGCAGUGGCUGUAUUCUGCUCGUGGGGACUUUACCCGUGCUACUUCCAGGCUAACGACAGAGCUCAACAGGGUUGAGAAAACAAAUAAAUAUAUUAUGAAGGAACUGAAUGAACAGAUCAUGAAAGUGGAGUAUCACUUUCUCUCCCCCUACGUGUCUCCCAAGGAUUCCCCAUUCCGACAUAUCUUCUGGGGCUCUGGCUCACACACCCUGUCAGCUAUAUUGGACCACUUGCGGCUGCGUCGGAAAGACAGAAAUGCUUUUAAUGAAACACUCUUGAGGAACCAGUUAGCUCUGGCUACUUGGACUAUUCAGGGUGCUGCAAAUGCGAUCGUUGAGAACAUCUGGGACAUUGACAAUGAGUUUUAG
Molecule: messenger RNA, 2319 nt
Organism: Elephantulus edwardii (Cape elephant shrew)
Lineage: Eukaryota; Metazoa; Chordata; Mammalia; Macroscelidea; Macroscelididae
Gene: TFRC
Product: transferrin receptor
Exons: 18
Coding region: 10-2319 (769 amino acids)
Biological process (GO): intracellular iron ion homeostasis; transferrin transport
Cellular component (GO): external side of plasma membrane
Molecular function (GO): transferrin receptor activity
Source: RefSeq, a predicted model, not a curated record